Messenger RNA from Lolium perenne, 1648 nucleotides. The record is from RefSeq and is a predicted model, not a curated record. Lineage: Eukaryota; Viridiplantae; Streptophyta; Magnoliopsida; Poales; Poaceae.
ACCUUUCAUCAGCACGAGAAUUUGCAAGCUCCCUAUCUAGGGAAGGAACCGCUGCAAGUUGCAAACACCUAUCAAAUCCCCCAGGCUACUCCUCCUGCAAACCUACAAUCUGCCAUGGAUCCCAGUGCCCAAAUGUUGCCAGAAGCAUCUCCCAAUUCACACCACUCUCCUCAAAACGACCCGGCUUCUCCUUUUCCUAAUCCCCAACUCCCCUCGCCGGCCAAAUCACCACCAAAGCGAGCGAGCACCUCGCUCGAUCUCGUGUCCCAGCAGGCGGAGAAGCGAGCGGCGCCCGCGACGGGCCAAGAUGGAGGCGGAGGGGACGCCGAUCUGCAGGCGAUGCAGGUCCCUCCCGGUGGAGCUGCCGGUGCACAGGCUCUCCCCAGUGCGGCUCAAGCCAUCGCCGACUCGAGAGGCGGAGGAGGAAUCCUUGGAGCAAGGCCAAGCUUCUCCAACAAACCAAGGUCAAAUCCCAACCCCACUCUUUCCGCUGCAAGGAGCAGGAAUCGACGUAGACCUUCAGGAUGGGAUGUUGAAGAGGUUGCCAAUGCUGGAAUUGGCCACAGAGUUGUUGGGAUUACUCACCAUAAACCUGGUGCUUCCACCCGGCGUCGUGUUCACCGGGCUCAAGAAGUGGCUGUGGGCAAUGCUGGUGGCAGAGAUGCUGGCCAGACUGUGGGGAUAUUUGGUAUCCCCAAUUCUGCUUCAAACUGUGCAUCGCCGGCUCAUAGCAGCUCGGCUCAUCGAGCAGACCAUGAUCCCUGGCCGCUACACACGCCGUCGCCGUCUCACUCUAUGGCUACGCAAGAUUCUCAACAAGGAGGUUUCUCACCUCCUCCUUUGGCUCGCGAGCACUAUGUGGGUAUGGAUGGCUGUUUUGGCACUGAUGCAACCGGAGGCCAGGCAAAUGUUCAAGGCCAAAUUCAACUGGGCACCUCUAGCAAUGAUGCUACACAAGCUGUGUGUGACAACUCUGGGAGAACAAGCAUGGACAUGGAUCUCGAGGCAGCGGCGCCAGCCCUUAAGGCGCCACGGGCGCCAUGAGAGCCUUAGGAUGGAACUGCCAAGGUAUGGGCAGGACCCUUGGCAGUAACAAGAUGGUGUAUCUUGCCCGGAUGAUAGCCUCUACUAAACCUCAGCUUUGUAGUGCCCUCUCGAAGACGCUCGGGCGGGCUCUGGUUGAUGUGGAAUGACGAGCUUCAAGUGACUGUGAAUAGUUCUAGUACCCAUGUUAUCCUAGCUACUGUAGUUUAUAGCACUAGAAAUCUUAAAUUUGGCUUAGUGUGUAUAUAUGGUGAUCCGUAUCAUCGACAAACUAGUGCUAUCUGGGAAGAAGUUGCUGCUUUUGUGCAUGAUAACUCAACUCUUCCAAUGCUAUGUAUGGGAGAUAUGAAUGAGCUUUUGUAUGAUAUGGACAAGAAUUCCACUAAUAUAAAUCGUAGUCGCUUGUAUGCUUUCAGAUCCUUGGUUAAAAAUUGUGGUUUCUUUGAUCUUGGUUUUAGUGGCCCGGCUUACACUUGGACUAAUAAGCGCUUUUCUUCCAAACCCACUUAUGAGAGAUUGGAUAGAUGUCUUGUUAAUGCUGAUUGGUGUGAUGUUUUUCCCAUUUCCAAUGUUUAUAAUAUGCCUAUUAUUCACACCCUUAGUG